AAUUAAUAUUAAUAUUCUAUAUGGCAAAACAUUGGAAGAAUAUGCAACAAAAAGAGAUAUUGAUACAGCAUUUUUUGAUUCUACAUUUCAGACAUAUAUAAGAAUGGAUUUGGAUCAUACUGAGAAUGGAUAAUAAAAGUAAUGGGAAAAUUCUGAUGAUUUCCAUUUCGUUUCCUAUGAAUUUUGUUUGACUCGAAACAAAAUCUUAUCUUAUGAAAGAUGUAAAUAUGAAUCAAAUAUUUCAAAAGAUAAAUGCGGAAAUGCAGGGAGCUUGCCAAACUAGGAUGAGGGCUAUUGUCGCUGCUUGUGAGUCAACAAGGUUGUUCGCCAGAAACCUGGAUAAUGGCAUGUUUUACACACAGAAGUGUUUGCGGUCGACUGAAGAAAAAGAAAAUGAUGAAGUUAUAGUGGGGCAGGUGGGCGGAGUCACGACCAUCGGCAUAAACAGGCCUCAGAAAAGGAACUGCAUUAACGACACAACGGUGGCAAAGUUGCUGGAAGCGUUCAGCCGGUUCGAGAGCGACGACGGGGCUUGCGUUGGCGUGCUGUACGGCACAGGGGGCAACUUCUGUGCGGGCUACGACCUGGAGGAGCUCCAUGAGCAGCAAGCGCACGGUCUAGCAGCCUUGGUGCCCUGUAAUAGUCACCUAAGGAAACCAAUUGUGGCAGCGGUGAGUGGUUACGCGCUGGGAGCCGGUUUUGAACUGGCGCUCAUGUGUGACCUAAGGGUGGUAGAAGAGACAGCUGUCUUUGGAUUCUUCAAUCGCAGGUUUGGCGUGCCUUCAGUGAGCGGAGGAACGGUGCGGCUUCAGGCUGUAGUCGGUCUCUCUCGAGCCCUCGACCUCAUCCUCACAGGGCGCCCGGUCAAGUCAGAGGAGGCCCUAGCGUGUGGGCUGGCGAACAGGGUCGUCGCUUGUGGGACAGCGCUAGGACAAGCAGUUAAUCUGGCCAGCUCCAUGAGGAAGUUCCCUCAGGCAAGCCUGUCGGCUGACCGCAUCUCCACUUACUACGCAGCCUUUGCAGCUUCCAGCAUGAAGGAUGCAUUGACAUUUGAACGAGACAAUGCUCAAGAUGCAAUUGAAAAGGAAACUUUUGGCGGAGCUGCAAAGUUUGUAUCUGGAAUAGGAAAGCAUGGUGAAUUCAAGAAUAUUUCUGAUAGUUAUACACCUGUGAAACCACAAAAUAAAUUGAAGAAAGUUUAAUUUGUGAUUAUAAUUUAAUUACUAGCAUUCAUAUCAGUUCAAAUAGCAACUGGUACAGAUAUGGUCUCCUCUUUCAUACUGUCAUACACCCAAUACAUAAUACAUUAUUCUUAGAUGGAAAUGUAAAAGUAGAGCUGGGCUGAUACCAUCAUUUUCAGGGAUAAAGGAAAUAAGUCUUUGUAAUACACUAUUACCUAUGUUAGGUCAUUUUUGGAUACAUAAUCGCAAAAAUUUUUUUACCACAGUAAAACCUCAUUUAAAAAAUUUAACACUUCACCUAUGAUUACAUUAGUGAUGGGUCAAUUCCGGUUUUUUCCCGGUUCUCGGUUCGGUACCGGUUCUUAAAAAUCGGUUCUCGGUUCUGACUUAAACAAUAAAAUAAAUAUUAUGCACACAUUAUUUAUGAGGUGUUUAAAGUAAUACUCUAUUUAUUGUUUUGGCUAAAAAAAAAAAGCACUGUUUAAAGCUACAGUAAACACAGCAACCUAUUAAAAAUGUAAUAUGUAUUAAUAAAAAAAAUUAAUUCGAAAUAAUAUAGAGAACAAAUAAUAAAACUAAAAUUUACUAUACCUAUCAAUCUAGUAAUUACCUCAAGAAAUCUACAUACACCCUCCUUUAAAACAUAGGAAUAAAAAAUAUGUUACAAUAAUGGAAAUGAAUACAAUGAUGGUGAACUUUCAAAGAAUUAAAAUAUUAAAUUGUCCAUCAAACUUAUUGCCUACAUUGAAUUCAGUUUGUUUGCACAGUCAACAGUAAAUUACUGCCACACUUAUGAUGCCAUUUCUUACACAAUUUGCUCUAUUUGGCCAGAAUAAUUAUACUUUACAAGUGUCAACAAGCAUUUCGUUUGACCAGCCAAUAGUAAAAUACAUCUACACAUCCAUACACCACUUUACUAAAAAAAAAAGACUUUCCCCUUCAAAGCAAUCCCAUUUACCUAAAAGAGAAAGUUACUAGCCAUUAUGCUAGAUGGCUGCAGAUUCAGUGAACUUACACUUCAAAGCACUGCACAAAAAGAAUAAAAUUUUAGAAUGCCGAAAAUUAU
Molecule: messenger RNA, 2247 nt
Organism: Bacillus rossius redtenbacheri
Lineage: Eukaryota; Metazoa; Arthropoda; Insecta; Phasmatodea; Bacillidae
Product: probable enoyl-CoA hydratase
Exons: 7
Coding region: 213-1202 (329 amino acids)
Molecular function (GO): catalytic activity
Source: RefSeq, a predicted model, not a curated record